This is a messenger RNA of Aspergillus heteromorphus CBS 117.55, 1483 nucleotides long. RefSeq lists its product as uncharacterized. The annotation marks the transcript as partial. The transcript has 4 exons. NCBI's taxonomy places the organism in Eukaryota, Fungi, Ascomycota, Eurotiomycetes, Eurotiales, Aspergillaceae. The record is from RefSeq and is a predicted model, not a curated record.
CAUGCAUUCAGAGUCCACCGGGGAGCAAGCAUCACGCCUGAACCGCUCCGGCCAACCGCGCCUCCGGAAGUGGGCUCCCCGAGCCCACACCGGAUGCGCCACCUGCAGUUGCAACAAGUGCACCUCGACUGGACGGACAUGCGAUGGCCUGCAGAUCAUGAUCAUCCGGCGUCCCCCCAUGGUCAGCUACGUGAUGCAGAUGCCGUCGGCGUGGGACUACCUGGGGGGAGAGCCCGUGGAGAACGAGAGUUUCCACUUCUUCCGGUCGGUGACGACCAUCAACCUGGCGGGGCUUUUCGACUUUGGCUUCUGGUCGUAUCGCCUGCUGCAGAUGUCGCACCAGUACCCGGCUCUGUGGCACGCCAUCGCCGCCCUGGCCUGGCUGCACCGCGACUUCGCCACGGACAACACCCCCAUGACUGUCUCCCGCACGCGCGACGCCCAGAAGGCCGCCUUUGCCCUGAAACAGUACAACAAAUCCAUGAAAUCGAUGCGAGAGCUGAUGUCCCGCGCGCAUCUGACCCGCGUCGACAAGCUCGCCAUCCUGAGCACCUGCAUCAUGUACAUCGGGGUGGCCAUCCUGCAGAGCUACCACCACCAGGCCUUCCAGCACAUCGGCAGCGUCAUCAAGCUCUUCCACCACUGGAAACUGGGCAUCCAAGUCGACGAAGACGAUAUCGAAAUGGGGAUGAUGACCGCCUGCAUCACCCAGCUGGACAGCCUCGCCCGGCCGCACCUCCCCAGUAAGCAGCCGGCCAUCCCCUGGACCGACAACACCAUCACCCUGAUCCCCAGCGACCGCCCUUUCCGCUCCCUCCCGGAAGCCUACGUGUCGCUGGAAGUGCAUUUCAACCGCAUGAUCCAAUUCUUCACUUCCCUCCAAAACCCAUCCACCGACCUCUCCCGCCCGGAACAAAUCAGCCACGCCCUAUCCAUCAAACAAACAUGCCUCGACGACUUCGCGCACUGGGACCGUCGCAUCGCCGGGUACCUCGCCAUCGCACCGCACGAGAAGGACAACAAAGCCCUCAACCUGCUGUACCUCCGCCGCAGCCUCGCGCGAAUCUCCCUCUCGCUCGACGCCUCCAAAGGCGAGCUCGCCUACGACGAGUUUCUCCCCGACUACACCAACAUGGUAGCCCUAGCCGCGCGCAUCCAGGCCGCCCUAUCCCUACUCCGGCAGUACCCGCGUCGCGAAUGCGCCUGCGAGAGCCAGGUCGCGCUGCACACCGCGGAGGCGCUAACAAGCCUAGAAAGACGGACAUGUUCCGCCGCACCUCCGGGGUCGUGCUCCAUUGGACCAUGGGUCUGUGCGAAUCAUCGCGUCGCGAGGCUGGAGUUGGAGAACCAUACUGAUCAUGAGAUUCAUGCGCAUGCGUGGACUGGGGAGGAUUUGGCGAGGGGGUGGCCCGGGACAACGUUUCGGGUUCAUUUGUGGUGAUUGUGGUUGUGUUUGUAGGUUGUAUUGGGUGGUUGGUUGGUG